AUGAAAGGAGAACAAACCGACGAAGAAGAGGAAGAGGAUAUCGAUGAUGUUGAGAUUGACAUCAAUUUAAAGAUACUAAACGAGGCUCUGUCUAUCUAUGGUAGCACCGGAGCUUCGUACUCGGGAAAACGGAAGUGGACUGUGCGUGAAGAUAGGGAUGAGGAUGAAGAAGAUCCAAGAGGGCCACUGGAUCGUUGGAUUCACUCACGUAAUAAACCUAUAACCACCAUGAGGAUGUCAUAUGCAGGAGUUGCAGAAAAGGCCGAAGGACCAUCGAGUGUUUGUCAUAUAACGACCUUACUCUCAGAGCGGCGGAUGGAGAUUGGGUUCAAUGAUGCGGACAAAGAUGCGCUGUCGGAAAUUGACACAUCUUGCGAAUUCAUCACCAUUAUCUGUUAUCCUCCCCAGAAGAUUACUCGAGCGGCGGAUACCGCACGGUUGGGGGAUAUCACACAUUCAUUUUUCCGUAUUGAGGCCAAAAGCAUGAGAGGAAACGUGGAGAUGGAUUUUCCUAACGACAGAGAAGUUUUGGAGUUUCAAAGCUAUACAUUUGAUGUGAUGCGCCAAAUUGUUCGGGCUUUAUCAGUAUCCAUGAGAGUGUCGAUACGAAUCGAUAGCGAGGGUGUGAUGAGCCUCCAGUUCUUAAUGCCAUCUGGUCCGUCGGGAGAACGUACAAACUGGAUGGAGUAUAGG
This is a messenger RNA of Acaulospora colombiana, 693 nucleotides long. Lineage: Eukaryota; Fungi; Glomeromycota; Glomeromycetes; Diversisporales; Acaulosporaceae. The record is from the annotation of a GenBank genome assembly.